Molecule: messenger RNA, 1077 nt
Organism: Cyprinodon tularosa
Lineage: Eukaryota; Metazoa; Chordata; Actinopteri; Cyprinodontiformes; Cyprinodontidae
Exons: 6
Coding region: 1-1077 (358 amino acids)
Source: RefSeq, a predicted model, not a curated record
AUGAAGUGCAACAAGCUGCAAAACAUUACCGGUGUGAGAGUGGACCGAGAUGAUGACAAGUCCCAAACUGGAACCAUUACCGAGGAGUGUCAGGCACAACACAGCCCACCAUCAUCAGUUCCUUCUGAGGAAGGCUCUGAGGCUUCUGAACAAGACGACGACCCAGACCCAGAGCAACCUGAGCCUGAAGAUGUGUCCAGCACUGCCUUUGCACCUUCAAAAGGGCCCAGUGAUAUUUCAACAUCGAGAGAAGAGGUACCAGUUCAGCCACAUUUGAGUAAAUACCCCAAGACUCUCCAUGGCACCAGCAAGAGGGCCUUCAAUAGCAAGUGGUACACGAACAAUUCAUGGCUUGAGUAUUCAGUGUCAAAAAACUCUUGCUACUGCUUUGCUUGCAGGCAUUUUUCGUUGCCCAAUGCGCCUGACUCUGCCUUCACAUCUGAUGUAGGCUUUUCAAAUUGGAAAAAGGUACUGUCAAAAGAGGCAGGAUUUAAACUCCAUUCUAGAUCUGAGCUUCAUAUUAACGCAAUGUAUGCAUGGUCUGAGUUCAAAAAGAGGAAAGAAGUAGAUCAGACUUUGUUAAAUGCGCUAAAUGAAAAGCACAAAAAAAAGGUGCAAGAAAACAGGCAGUACAUCAAAACAAUUGCAGAAGUACUCCUUUUGACUGCCACCCAAAACAUACCCCAAAGGGGUCAUGAAGAGUCUCAAGAAUCAAAAACAAGGGUGAAGAAAAUCCAAACCUCGACCCAACUGAUGAAGGUAAGCUCCCGACGACUCCUUUAUCCGCGAAGGCGAGUAAAAUCCACACCUCAACCCACCGCCGGUGCAGCAGGUCGCUCCGGAUCCACCGUCUCCCUGGCAACUCUCCGUUCCAGCUCACUCCACCGUCUCCAUGGCAACCCUCCGUUUCAGCUCACCGAACGCGUCACUCUCAGUCCGUCAGCCGUCCUUACUCUGUCCUCCAACCACUCAGUAGUUGCACGGGUGAGCAAACUUUUCUCACACCACUGCUCACUCAAAGUUCCAGCGGCACUCUGCCAAGUCUCCUCCCCGACGUCCUUUCCGCACGCGCUAUAA